Beauveria bassiana ARSEF 2860 is the source of this 2964-nucleotide messenger RNA. Its product is annotated as histidine acid phosphatase. Gene Ontology annotation, molecular function: oxidoreductase activity; acid phosphatase activity. The record is from RefSeq and is a predicted model, not a curated record. The transcript has 8 exons. The coding region runs from base 1 to 2964 and encodes 987 amino acids. Lineage: Eukaryota; Fungi; Ascomycota; Sordariomycetes; Hypocreales; Cordycipitaceae.
AUGGCUCCUCCCGAGGUCGGACAGAUUGUGUUUAGCCAAUCCUCUCAGCCACAGGCUCAGUGCAACACUGCUGUGUCUGACCAUGCUUUCACUCUUCCUGCUGGAUUUCCAAAUGUCCUGAGCUCUCCCAUGAGCUGGAUCGGCAAGCAGCACUCGGAUGAAACAUCGUAUGUUGUGAUGCUGAGUAUGGAGGACUUGGCUGAGUUGAACCGUGCGCUGUUGCAUUUCAAGUCUCUUGGUUUGGAUGGUGAUUUGGUGGACAAGACCAACUUCCCUCUGCCUCAGCUUGCCAAGAAGCUGAAUUCCAUGCGACGACAAGUGUACGCCGGCCGGGGCUUUGCUCUUCUUCGCGGCCUCAAUGUCAACGACUACUGCGUGGAUGACUUGACAAUCAUUUACCUGGGUAUCCAGCGCUACAUUGCAAACCAAUUUGGCCGUCAGGAUAACAAGGGUAACAUGCUCGACAACUCUUCGCCCAUCAAUGCUCACCAUCACCGACACUCUACAGCGCCCAUUACUUUUCAUACUGAAGAGUCUGGCGAUGUGAUUAGCUGGCUCACUCGAAGCACAGCAGCCUCUGGCGGCAAAUGCAUCAUUGCAUCGGCCCACACCGUCUACAACAUUCUUGCCGCGACACGUCCAGAUUUAGUCCGUGUACUUGCUCGGUCCGACUGGCCCUUUGCUUUGCCCACGUUUCAUUGCCGACCGGUGCUGCAGCACCACGACGGCAAGAUCAUGAUCAACUUUGGCCGCACCGCUCUCAUGGGCAGCGCCAGCCACCCUCGCUGCGCGUCCCUGCCGCAGCUCACGCCCGUCCAGGCGGAAGCGCUCGACGCAGUUGAGGCCAUUGCGCGGGCCACGCAGCUCGAGAUAAAGACUGCGGCGGGCGACAUUCACCUGAUUAACAACUUUGCGGUGCUGCACCGCCGCCAAGGCUUCGUCGACGGAGCGCAGAGCGGCGAGAAGCGCCACCUCGUGCGCAUGAGGCUCCGCGAUGAGGAGCUGGGCUGGGCGGUUCCAAGCGAGCUUCAGGCGGAGUGGACGCAGGCCUUUGGAGAUCUUAUUGAUUCUCCGCGUCGCGCGGAUACUCGUCGGGACUUGAUCGGUUCGAAACCCCCAAACGUCGACAACAUGUCCGCCUCGUCGGGCAAGGCGAAACAGCACCGCGCCGAUUCCUCAAACUACACGCCGGUAUACCAAGACGACGACGACAACGACCAUGACGAUUCUCAAGCCCAGAAUACAUAUGAAAUGAAGCCGCCGACGAAGCAAUAUCCCAUGGCUCCGCUGCUUGCGCCGCCGCCGCCGUCGACGCCCGGCGCUCGCUACCGUGUGAUUGCCAUGGCCAGCUGCAUCGUCAUACUCGUCGCCGCCAACCUAUACCUCUCUCUGCCGUAUGCGUUUGCCGGCUACGGGUACCGCAACGACAACUGCCCUGUGCCGCCCGAGGACUUGCCGCAGUACUUUCGCACGUCGCCGAACCUGUGGCCCGGGCCGACGGCAACCGGCGCGGCGGCGUUUCUUGCGCAGACGCGCGUAUUCGACCCGACGGCCACGUUUGUGCCCAACGAGCCGCUGCAGACGUCGAUGCCGAUUGAGGGCAUGAAGAGCGGCAACGAGAGCAUCUUUAAAAUGAUGGCGUUUCUGGCGCCGUAUUUCCCCUCGCCCGGCUUUGGCGUGGACGAGUACCCGCUGCCCGAGGGGGCAGAGAUAACGCAGGUCCAGAUGCUGUCGCGCCAUGGCUCGCGAUAUCCGACGUCGGGGUCAGACGUGGUGCGGUUUGGGAAAAAAGUUGAUGAUAGACGAGAAAAGGCCACGUUCAAGGGAGCGCUGGCGUUUAUUCAGGACUGGAAGUAUGAGCUUGGCCACGACAUUUUGGUGCCAAAGGGACGCCAAGAAUUGUAUGAUUCUGGUGUUUUGCAUAAUUACAUGUAUGGAAAACUAUACAACCCGAGCAGCAAGAUUAUCGUCCGCACGACUACGCAGGAUCGCAUGCUCAAGUCUGCCGAGAACUGGCUGGCUGGCUUCUUUGGUCUGGAAUGGAGAAACAACGCCACCAUUGAAGUUCUUAUCGAGGGUAAAAAUUUCAACAAUUCGCUUGCUGGCUACUUGAACUGCCCAAACUCGUUUAUCAAGUCUUCUGGUCUUGAAGCUCCCACCGCUUGGAUUAACAUGUAUCUCAAGGAUGCCGUAUCGCGAUUCAAUGCCAUGUCCGAUGAUUUUGAAUGGACGGCUCAAGAUGCAUACGCCGCGCAGACCAUGUGUCCAUAUGAGACUGUAUCGUAUGGCUUCAGCAAGUUUUGCGAUCUAUUCACGUAUGAAGAGUGGCAAGGCUUCGGCUACUCUGUCGACCUGUCCUUUUCCGCUACCAAUGCUUUCCACAGCCCAACAGGCCGCGCUAUUGGCCUUGGCUAUCAACAGGAAGUCAUGGCCCGGAUCAAGAACCACACUCUCGGCUACUCGGGUUCUCAGAUCAACGUCACUCUCGACAACAAUCACGAGACCUUUCCGCUGAACCAGAGUCUCUACUUUGACUUUUCCCACGACACCAACAUUGUUUCUGUCCUGACUGCGUUUGGUCUGCGCCAGUUUGCCGACGAGCUGCCCCCCACAGAGUACCCCGGCGACCACAAUUUCACGAUAUCUCACAUGACGCCCUUUGGCGCCCGUCUCGACAUGGAGAUUAUCAAGGCCCCGCAGCCCGUCUCCCCCCAUCGCGACGGCUACCUGCGCGGCAACGAGACGCGCUACAUUCACUUUGUCCUCAACCAGCGCACCGUUCCGCUCGGCCAGAGCUUUCCCGAGUGCGACGUGGAGCGCAGAGAUGGCUGGUGCGAGCUCGAGACGUUUAUCAAGAUUCAGGACGAAAUGGCGGAAAGGGCACUGUACGACUAUGCGUGCUUUGGUGACUAUGAGGCCGAGCCAUACGGCAAGGUCACAGACGGUGUACCGUAUCGGCCCUAG